GUAGCAUAUAAAUUAUUUAUGGAAGUUGGUCUCUUUGAAACAUUCCGCAUCCCCCUGCCUGAGUUUGUGAAUUAUUUUCAUGCAUUGGAACUAGGAUAUAGAGAAAAACCAUAUCACAACCGAGUGCAUGCCACCGAUGUGUUACAUGGUGUGUACUACAUGACGACUCAGCCCAUUCCAGGCUUCACGCAGAUCAACACAGCAGACAUCAUGUCUCGGCACGGGUCGUCGAGUGAAUCAGAAUCUGAUUGUUGUGAUCGGACGAGCAUACAGCACCGUCAGAGUUUCGCGGCUGAUGACAGCUAUGGAAUUAUGGGAGGAAACUUCCCAGCCCUCGAGCUGAUGGCGAUGUACACCGCGGCUGCAAUGCAUGACUUCGAUCACCCAGGCAGAACGAACGCAUUCCUGGUGGCCACAAACUCAAAAGAG
Gigantopelta aegis is the source of this 429-nucleotide messenger RNA. RefSeq names its product cGMP-inhibited 3',5'-cyclic phosphodiesterase A-like. Gene Ontology annotation, biological process: signal transduction. The transcript is spliced from 3 exons. The record is from RefSeq and is a predicted model, not a curated record. Gene Ontology annotation, molecular function: 3',5'-cyclic-AMP phosphodiesterase activity. Lineage: Eukaryota; Metazoa; Mollusca; Gastropoda; Neomphalida; Peltospiridae. The annotation marks the transcript as partial.